This is a messenger RNA of Cyphellophora europaea CBS 101466, 2391 nucleotides long. RefSeq lists its product as uncharacterized. Lineage: Eukaryota; Fungi; Ascomycota; Eurotiomycetes; Chaetothyriales; Cyphellophoraceae. The record is from RefSeq and is a predicted model, not a curated record. The coding region runs from base 1 to 2391 and encodes 796 amino acids. The transcript is spliced from 2 exons.
AUGGACAACCGCUACCGGCCACGAUCACCCCCUGGUCGACGCUACCACGAUCCGCGAGCCUCGACUGGCUUCAUCUCCACCCAAUUCGAACCCUCGUACCAUCCGUAUCCCAGGACCGCCGUUGAGCCCUAUCCUCCCCGUCACAACAGUCUUUACGACCCAGGCCCAGUCAAAAGAUACUCGUACCGUGAUGAUUCAUAUGGUGGAAAUGUGUCUCGAACCGAGUAUCCCAUCAACUUAUAUGGAAGACCGAGGAAUAAUUCAACCAUAUCCGCCGAAGGCCGAAGGCCUCUGAGCAUGAUCGCAAAGAACCAAUCUCCGCCGCGAUAUAGUAAGCCCGUCGUCAGCAAUGUAUCUCGAGACAUCCCUAGAAGUCCCCCACUAGCGCCUUCAGCGCCUCGAGAUGAGCCCAACAGGUACCUCCUCCCUGCUCGAUCUGGGGGCUCAGACCACCAUCAGCGUCACUACAGCGCAAAUCGCGCGGAUGCUGAUAGACUCAUACCGGCGGCUCCACGGACUAGACGUGGAGAGUAUCAUCAGGCUGGCGGUUACAGCAACCCAAAAGGCUAUGCGGGCGGAAGGGGUGUGAAGGAAGACGACUUCUCUUACACCGGCCCUAGGGAGCAAUUCGCCAGGGACUUCCCUGUCCGGUCAUCGCAACCAAGAGAGCCGUACCCUCCACGACGCGAGCGUCCAGUGAGUGCCAUGGAGAUACCUGAGCAUAAACCGCCAUCCGGCAGACGUGAGAUGGGUCCGCCACCAAUUCCUCGCCAGCCGGAUCGUCUGGAACCUGUUCGCCGUUCAGGCUUCGAUAACGAGCCCGACAAAUCCAGCGACAUACCGCAACGACGGCACUCAAUGCGUACACCAGUUGUUCAUCAGCACCGCGACGAGGGCUACGGCUCGGCUCGCGAUGAAUAUGAUCGCCCGAUGCCCAAAACCAGGCGCGAGCGCUUAGAUGAUGAUGACGGUGCUGCUGCUGUCAAGCCAAGACAGCGAGAAUUGGACGCUCAGUACGAUCGCGAGAAGGACUACCGUCGGGAUCGGGAACGGGAACGAGAGCUUGAGCGGGACCGGGAGAGAGAUUACCACAAGGAGCGCGAACGGGAAUUACGUGACCGAGACAAGGAACGGGAGAAAGACCGACCGCGCGAUCGGGACCGUGAACGUGAACGUGAUCGCGACAAGGAUCGUGAACGCCCUCGCCCCUCGGACAAGGGCAAGAGACCAGACGACGACCGGGAACCGCGCGGAAAAGAAGGCAGCCCUGAGCGGUCAGGUGCGGCGAAGGCCGCCGCCGCCGGCCUUGCAGGCGUUGGAGCUACAGCUAUUGCUAAUGCUGUUCUAAAAUCUAAGAAGCCCGAGGAAGCCUCGGAUAGCGAUGAGCGCAAGGAGCGUCGACGUCGCCACAAACACCGAGAGAAGGAGGAUGCUGAAGUCGACCCACGAGAGGCUGAGAUGCCUCGCGAGCGAAGGAGUAAAGACCAUGUUCCGCCGCCGGAAGACCGUGGGCGAGAGGACAUUGGCCAUGGUGGCUCGAAGCGCGGUGACGAGUCUAGCGAAUCGCAUGAAGACGACGGUGGUCGCCGGCGUCGCCAUCGCCAUCGCCAUCGUGAUCGCGACGAGGUGGAUGCCCCAUCCAGCGAGGCGAGACUUGCGCCCCCAGACAGCAAGGACGACAGGGAGCCUAGUCCUGGGGAAGAUGGCACAGGUCGUCGACGUCGACGCGACAAAUCCCGCAACCGCGAGCCCGAGACUUCCGAGUACCCUCCAGAGCAUCGUACCCUUUCACCCGGCGAGAACGAAGAUGACCGACCACGACGGGUGCAGCUCGUUGAACCGAUCGAGAAACGAGAUGAUGUCAAACCCCGAGGUAUCCUCAAGCCUCAGCGUACAACUCCUUUCCCAGAAGAUCCCAACCCCACUCGCGAAGGCGUUGCGCCGUUGAAGGACGCCGGCAAGCAAGGCAUCCCACCGGGGGCGCGCUGGACUAAAAUUAGCCGAAUGCUUGUGAAUCCCGAGGCGCUUGAGCGGUCACAGGAGCGCUUCGAGGAAAGGGACGACUACGUAAUUGUGCUCCGCGUCGUCACGAGAGAGGAGAUUGCGAAGUUUGCAGAGAAGACCCAAGAGAUCAGAGCUGAACGUGAGAAUCAGUGGAAGGAGGAGGUGGAUAGGCGCCGUGCCCAGGGGGGGCAGCAGCGGCCUGACGAAGAUGCCAUCAGCGACAACGAGCUUGAUGAGCCACAACGAGCCCUCGACUCCAAACCCGCUGUGCCGGGGGUAGAUCCUCAGACAUACCUCAAUGAAGGUCAGUCAGCGCAAGAAUAUACGGCUGUGCCUAUACCAGAGGUCAAGCUUGAUGAGAGCACAAACUACUCGACCAACGUAUAA